AGAUUGAUUUUGUGUUGUUUUUAAUGGUAAAGUGGACGUGAAUCACUGAUCAGGUGCAGUGUUCAAACCACCUGCCAGACGAUUCAGUAAAGCCUGUAACACAGAUGCAUGUUUCCCUUUCAUUACUGAACAUGGACUCAUCAGUAGCCCUCUCACUUUCAGCUUGUAGCGGUUUUUACAUGUCACUUUACAUGCACUAUGAUAUGUGAGUUUAAUUCAUAUAUUAGGCUAUAUUAUGAUAAUUAACCGUUCCCUGUUUUUUCCAUCUAAUACAAUAAUGUUUUUUCCUAAACUGAAACAACUUGUAUCAGACUGGCUUUUUGUUUGUCAGACAGCAAGCUUUCAUGCUGAUAUCAGCAUUUCUAAGAAAAAAAAAUGUAUAAAAGUGUAAAAUAUAGCAUUGUGGUAUAGUUAGGUGCAAUGUGAGGUUGCUGUUUUAUAAACUAAUAAAGCUUUAGGACUCCAAGUUACAGGUUAGGAUCCAUUUGAAAAGUCAAAAUCAGUGUUUACAUAUAUUUAAUAUGAUUAACGGCUAACUCAAUAUUAUUGAGGGAAAACAAAACUUUUUUGCCACUUGAGUUUCACUGUGCGCAAAUAAGACCGUCACCGUAAAAUCCCCUUCGGAUGUUGCAGCCAAUGAAAACCAUGCUGACAUUGACAGGCGAGGUGCAUCUUGGUAGUCGUAGUCCGUGCGUCGCCUGCAGCCCGUUAGCAUCGCUGUGCUCGCUGCUGUGGAAGACUACAGAGCUCUGGGUCCUGGACAGAGGCGGCUUGCGUUGACAGUGGUUGGUACUGAGCGAAGUACGGCGGCACAAAUAUCGUCUGUCUGUUUUUUUUUUAGGGGUAUAACGUUUCCAAAAGUUGACAUCUACAACUAUGCAGUCCGAAUCGGGAAUUGUUCCCGACUUCGAGGUUGGAGAGGAGUUUCAAGAGGAACCUAAAACGUAUUACGAAUUGAAGAGUCAACCCUUGAAAAACAGCAGCCCGUCGGACCAGCACGGCUCCUCUAAGCCCCCGCUGAGCUCCUCGGCCAUGACAUCACGCAUCCUGCUGCGGCAACAGCUGAUGCGGGAGCAGCUUCAGGAGCAGGAGCGGCGGGAGCAGCAGAGACAACAGGCCUCCCAGUACCCACAAACCACAGCAGCCCAGACCCCUGCCAUCAAUGUCAGCGUGCCUGUCAGUUUGCCGCCUGCAGCACAGGUACCGAUGGAGGUGCUGAAGGUCCAGACUCACCUGGAGAACCCAACAAAAUACCACAUCCAGCGCUCCCAGCAGCAGCAGGUGAAGCGGUACCUGGGAAAGCUUGGCUCUCAGGCGUUGAGCUUGCCCUGCCCCAACCAGUCCUCUGACCACGGGGGCAUGCCGCCAGGGCCGGGCAACAGUGCCCCCAACAGCCCUAUGGCCUUACUGACCCUGAACUCUAACUGCGAGAAAGAGAUGGAUGAUGUCAUUGAUGACAUUAUUAGUCUGGAGUCCAGUUACAGUGAUGAUAUCCUUGGCCUGAUGGACCCAGGACUUCAGAUGGCUAAUACGAUCCCCGUGCCUGCUAACCUCAUGGACAUGUAUGGUAAUCAGGGUAUGUCCCAGCAAGGUCUGCCCAUCAGCAACUCCUGCCCUGCCAACCUGCCCAACAUCAAAAGGGAAUACUCUGUUUCACAAUCCCCGGCCAUCAUGCAUAUGCUGGAUAAGUCUGGAUCCUGUGGCAAAUUUGACAACUAUCAAAGGCCUGAAGGGUUCCCUGUGGAAGCUGAGGUAAGGGCUCUGGCAAAGGAGAGGCAGAAGAAGGAUAACCAUAAUUUGAUUGAGAGAAGGAGACGGUUUAACAUCAAUGAUCGAAUCAAGGAAUUGGGAACUUUAAUUCCCAAAUCCAAUGACCCGGACAUGCGCUGGAACAAAGGUACCAUCCUGAAGGCAUCAGUGGACUACAUCAGGAAGCUACAGCGGGAGCAGCAGAGGGCAAAGGAGCUGGAGAAUCGGCAGAAGAAACUUGAGCACGCCAACCGACAUCUGAUGUUGAGGAUACAGGAGUUAGAGAUGCAGGCCCGGGCUCAUGGGCUGGCCAUCGCAUCCUCUGCGCUCUGCUCUGCUGAACUCGGGCCCAGGACCAUCAAGCAGGAGCCUGCUCUGGAGGACUGUCACCAGGACCUGUACACGUUCCACCCCCAUCACCAACACCACCCCGCCUGCACCCCUGAACCACCGGUCACCCUGGAGCUAAAUGAAGGCCGCUCUAACUUCCCUGAGGGCCACUACAGUGUUCACAGCAAGCCGGGCUCCAAACUCAACGACAUCCUCAUGGAAGACACCUUAUCACCGGUGAGAGGGGGGGACCCUUUGCUCUCGUCCGUCUCCCCAGACACCUCAAAGGACAGCAGCCGCAAGAGCAGUGUAAGCAUGGAUGAGAAUGAGCAGGGCUGUUAGCACCCCCUGCUGGAAGACACCUCACCUGCAUCUCCAACCCCUCCAUCCUGCUGCACAUGUUCCUGUCAGUAGCUAACUCACUCUCAGCUGCUGGAGAGGCUUUCUCGUCUUUGUGUCAUUUGUUUGUCUCCCCUGCCCGUGUUUACAUGUAUUGAAUCUUUUCUGUUCAUGUUUUUUUUUGUUAGUUUUUUGUGAUAUCUUUGUCUUUUCAAGCCCUCAACCUUGAUUUCAAGGACUGAUUCUAAAGUAUGUUUGUUUUAAUCAAUACUUUGAUGACAAUGAGUUACAAUAAUAGAAGUUUUUAUAUUUUAAAAAAUAUGCAUUUAUCUUUGGAUAGAGGCUAGAUUAUGUUUAUUAUUAUUGAUUCCAAAGAAUCUAGGGAAGUUAUAAAUCAUGGUCAGAAAUGUAGAUAUUUUGUGGUGAGAUGAACACUGCUUUUUAAAUCACUAGCAAUAAUAGAAGGAAAAAAAUCUAUUUAUUACUAUAGUGCAUUACACUCCUUGUGUCUUAGAUUGAACUUGAAUGUGCCAAUGCCUUAUUAAGAUGUGUAUACAUCGAUGUUGUAUUGCUAUGCACAUGUUUUGGCUGUUAGCUGAGUGUCAGUCUUCCAGUUGAAAUUUCUUCCUUGACAAAUAUUAAUCAUUUGUAGAUUUGAUCUUAUUUAUGUAUCUUUGUAAACAGGAUUUUAUGUACACAUUCCCCUUAAAAAUUAAUUUAUAACAAGGCUUUUAAAAGAGCCUGAGAUAUUAGAUAAAAGCACAUUAAAACAAUCUUAAGCUAAAAUGUCUCCUUCUUAGGUAAUUUAAAUGAACAAAAUCAGCAUUAUUAAUUGCUAAUUUUAGUCUUUUACUCCUUUUAUUCAGUGUCAUAAUGUCAAGAUGCAGCACAACAAUCCAGUAACAAGAGAGAAAGGUCAAGAUUCACCAUACAUGUUUCACCACCACCAUACUUUAUCAACUCAGUGCUGAUUGAUCCAGCAGUGUGUACAAGAUAUAUUACCAAUACAUUCCUCACUGCCAAAAUCACGUAAAUACUUUACUUAAAGAUGCUAUAUGUACGUUUUUAGCUAUUGUUAUUUAGCCAAAAUUAGCAGUAACAGUUGUUUACUUACCAGUCUAGAUGAAAUGUUGCGAGUUCAGCAUCAAGCUUCAUUCUCUUAUUCGCCAAGAGCUUUCUGAACUUCUGGACACCAGUGUUAAUUGGCCAAUCCCAUCUUAGCAUCCAGACUGCUCUCAGUCCACUUUGAGAGGAUGAAGAAGCAGUGCUGUCCAGAGAACGUAUUCUAACCUCUUGUGUUCUAUAUGCAACAAUGGCUGAAGUAAACAGAUGGUAAUGCUAAUGUUAGCUAUGCAACAUUAGCAAGAAGUUACAUAGACAACCUUUAAACAAAGAAUUAAACAAAACCAAACUUCAAAUGUUUUUUAUAAUGCAAAGUCUCAAAAGUAGUAGACUCUUAGCUCACAAUCAAGGCUAUAGUAGUCCUGACAUAUACACAGAAGAAGCUGAUUUCUAUUGAUCUGAAUAUUGUUACAUAAUUCUACAAACAUCUGAUAUGUGAUUGAUGCACAAAGAUGAAUCAAUUCAGUUUUUAAUAUAUUUUUGUCUAUAGUGAUCAAACUAACAAAUCUGGUAAAACAGUUUAUUGUAAUACUUCAAACAUUUUGAUUCAAGUGCUCAGAUUUUACAAUUGUCCAUUUCCUAAAUUAUUGGGUUUUUUUUUUGUUUGUUUGUUUUGUUUUUUUUUACAUCACUGCAAUGACAUUUCACAUUCAGGAGGUUUUUUUUCAUUAUAUGAACAUUUAUGUUGCCAUGGAGUAUAAGGAGAUUGCUUUGGGAUUUUGUAUGAAAUGCAUGACAUUGUCAAAAACACUGGAAUGACCUCUGUAAAUUGAAAUAUGGUUUGUUUGCCUUUUUUGUAUCUAAGCAUAAACUAACUAUUGUAUUUGGCUUUUCAAAUGCAUACAGGAUAUUGUAUGAGAUUGUAGAUUCUUUAUGGUAUAUGGUUGAUGUAUAUUUCAGCAAUUUGUUUUCAACAGUUGUAGCACAUUGCAUACAUAUGCCUUUUUAAUAACUACCUGCCAUACAUUGAGAGCCCUGUUACAGCACAGCCUCCACUUUGUUAAACUAUGCAAUGGUUGAAGUUGUGCCUGUAGAGCAGCAUCAUGUCUUGACAAUGUGAUCUCCUUAUGAACUAAUCUAAAAUAGUAACAAAGUAAUUAUCUUUUUAAUUGAUUUAAGUGCCUUACAGUUAUUUCUGUUACCCUGGUGAUGUAAGAGGAGUGAUGCAACAUUUUGUUGAUCUUUAUAUUGGUGUUUGGUUCUUCAUGGAUGAACCUGAGGAGUGCUAAGUUACCUGAGAGAGCAGUAGGAAGGGGAUUUUGUCAGUACAAGACUUAUAACACUAUAAAAAAAAAAGCACAAGACCAAAGCGUAAAAUAUAAAAUGAAUAAAUACAGGCAUUACAAAAUAAUCAUGAAAGUAAAUAGAAUAAAACAUAUAAAUCAAACCACUAAAUUCCAAAAUUAAUUAGUAAGUUAAAAUCCAUAUUAUGGAAUGUUAUUUUAUCAUUCUGAUUCUCAUAGCAGCAGAGUUUUAUUUAUUUUGUUUUUAUUUCAGUGAAGAAAUGUUUAUUUGAAAGUGCCUUUUUUUUCAAACGUCUGUUUUUUGUUUUGUAUAUCACUGUCACGCUACUAAAAUAAGAAUGAUGAAAUAACAUUUCAUAGCAAUGAUUUGACUUGUAGUAUUUUAUAAAAAUUUAUUUCACAAUUUAAUUGUCCAAUUUUUAGCCGUACUAGCCGCACAGCUGUAUGGGUGGCAACAUUUUUGGUGAGCGAGACUGAAAUACAUGAACAACUACUGGACAGAUUGCCAUGACAUUUGGUUCAGGCAGUCUUAUCAUCCUCAAGAUGUAGUAAAAAUCGGCAGUCCCUUAACUUUUAACAUAUCACCAUGUCAUAAUUCAAGGUUGUACAACACUUUUUGAUUAUUUAUUUCAAAAUACGAACGCUUAGGAACUCCAUAUGUUUUGGCUGUGUAUUUUGUUUUAUCUUUAUAAAGUUAUAAAUUCUACACUGAACACUGUUUUUCAAAGUUGUACUGAAUAUUGAGAAUCAUUUUGAAAUUAGUGUGAAUGUAAUUCACAGUGAUGACUGCCAAAUGUGUUGCCAAAAUGAAAUAUAAAAUAAGUUUAUAUAAAGAUGUGAAUAGCUAUAAACCGCUCAACAGAUGCACCUUUGUUAGUGGUGUUUCACCUUCAUAAUAAUAAGCAAUACCUACAGCAUGCUGGCAAUCAGGCUAUAAAUGCUACAAACAGGUGAACAAUAUACGUGUUCACAUUUAACAUGGGGAAACACUGAGCAAACACUACCCACUGAUGUACACUAUGCCUUGAAGGCUCUGGAGAAAGGUAGUAAGUGGAGACUGAUUUAAAAUCUUUUUGUCAUAGGUGAAGUACAGCUUGAGUGGACUGCAAAAUGACCCUAAUGGUCUCACCAAUCCCAGGUACUGAGCCUUAAUAGUGCAACACACACAGGCCUGUAACAUUGCCCUUUGACUGAACCCAGAUCAGCUUUUUUCUAAUGGAGCAGAUAAAUCAUCUAAACCCUGAAAUGUGACUGGUUAGAAUGAACAUCAGCAUUACACAUGGUGGUGGCGGCACUUAAUUUAAAGCCAUCACUAUGACUGAUUUCUCAUAAUGACUCUUCCAACUGUUGAUUAUUAUGGCACAUUAUGGGUAAACCACUAAUGAAGAACCAUAUUAGAUCAAUUUAGACCUCUGUGCUCAUCCUCAUCCCUGUGGUUCACACAUACAGGUUCUCCGCUGAUGUUGCUACUGUUCUUAUUGUUACAGUUUAUAUGAGAUGAAUGUAGCAAUUAUUACUGUACACACUGGUUUCAGAUUAGUGAACUCAAACUCAUUGGUACUCAAUGUGGAAACGAUGUUGUGAGAAAUAUUAAAAGUUUUAUUUGAA
Lates calcarifer (barramundi perch) is the source of this 6392-nucleotide messenger RNA. RefSeq names its product microphthalmia-associated transcription factor. The record is from RefSeq and is a predicted model, not a curated record. Gene Ontology annotation, molecular function: protein dimerization activity; DNA-binding transcription factor activity, RNA polymerase II-specific; RNA polymerase II cis-regulatory region sequence-specific DNA binding. The coding region runs from base 877 to 2421 and encodes 514 amino acids. Gene Ontology annotation, biological process: regulation of transcription by RNA polymerase II; melanocyte differentiation. Lineage: Eukaryota; Metazoa; Chordata; Actinopteri; Centropomidae. The transcript has 10 exons. Gene Ontology annotation, cellular component: nucleus.